CGUUUUAGUGCCCCUGUAUUCUUGUAUCCAUGGUAUUUGAUGAAAGGGAAUUACUUUGCUGUUGAGAGAUUAUUAUUACCAGUAUUCCCACAUAAACAAUUAUGGGGCCCAAGAAGAAGGGAAAGAAGUCUGGCAAACUUUCCAAGAUGACAGAAGAGGAAAGAUUGGCAUAUGAGGAACAAAAAAAUCUAGCAGAGGAAGAACUGAAAAAGAAGAAGGAGGAUAUGUUGACACAGUUUUUAAAAGACAAAUUGGCAAAAGAAGAGAGAGCAACAAAAUUCAACAUAAAUAAAUUGAACCAUCAAUGGAGGAACAUCAUGAGAGAAAACAAAUCCAAAGAACUGAAGAAAGACCUGGAAAUUCUCAGCCAGACGUUUGAGAGAAUUGUAGACAGGAAGGAUGCCACUAUUAAAUCUCUGGCCAAGGACCUGCAGGAGGCUGACGAACAGUACUCCAUGUCUCUGAGGGCCCACCUACAAAAUGUGGACAGUCUCAUAGACCAACAGAAGUUGAGGAUUCAGAGCCUACAGCAUGAAUACGAGGAGGAGCUGGAGGUAAUCCGUGAGGAGUUCGACACAGAGCGAUCCAUCAUGAUAGAGCAGCAUGAUGUGGAAAUGAAUGAUAUAGCAGACAUCUUGUUUGCCAUGGAACAAAAUUUCCAGGACCGGGAGAAUGAGGCAAAGUCCGAGUUCCAGAGCAUGACAGAUGAGAUCAGAAACAAGCACAUGGAAGAAAAACAUGGUCUCCACCACACCCUACAAGACAAAUUGGAAUUUUACUGGAAGGAGUUCAGCAACGCACUCAAAAUGUACCAGGAAAACAACCAGGACCGCAAACUCGCCUUUGAGGAACUCAAGGCCAAGGAUGAUGAUUCUGCUCAGGAAAUUGAUGCUCAAAUGAGGAAAUUAACUCGAAUUUCAGAACAAAUUGCUCAGUUGAAGUCAAAAAUGGCAUCAAAUGCCAAGGAAUGUGAGGAGAGAAAUCGUCAACUUAAAGAGGAAAGAGAAAAGAUGUUGGCACAUUUUCAACAUUUGAAAUCCCAAAUGAACAAGAUGAGAGACGGAGAAAGAGACAAACUCACUAAGCUGACCUUGGAAAGCAACUCAGCCAUCAAAGAAAUUAAACGACGCAUAGAAAAACUACAAAGCAUAAUGAAAGUUGGCGAGAUGUGCCGUAAGUUUGAGACAGAAGAGGAGAAGGUUCUGCCAUUUUAUGCCUCGUCUUUGACACAGGAAGAGCAGAGUGAUGUAAACACUGCAGUGUUGGAAACUCCUAACGAGGCGCUAGUGGCCGUGAUGCAUGAGUACCAGGGUCUGGAAAAUUUCUGGAAACGGUACAACAAGGUCAGUCUGGACAAGCUGGCCCUGGACAAGGAAAAACAGGGACUGAUGAUUGAGAAUCAACAGCUGAGGACACUGCUCAAACAGUACCUCGACGGAAUCUCUGUCAAUGAUGAAAUCCUGUCACAGGUCAACCCACUUUUCAUCAUCAACAACAAGACAAAUGUCAAAUUAAAUGUCCCAGUAACAGAUCCGCGCAUUCGCCGCCCGGUAGCGCAGACCGUCAUCGAAGCUUCGCACGUCGUCAAGAAUGUACUGCCAUCGUGAAUGAUAUUUCUUCUUCUUAUCAAGCAGUUCUAAAGUACGGCCAGCCAAUUCAUCUGUCUGUAGCAGCUGUGUUACCUGUCAAGUUUAAAUGCUUUAAACUGCGAUUUCUGGUUUUUGUAUAAAAAGAAUUUUAAAGUGUUUACAAGUACAUGUACAGAUACUGCAUGUUUGUACAUGAGGUGACAAUAUAUCAAUAAUCAGGACUAACACUUUUGUCCAAGUUCUAUUUGUUAAAAAUAUAUUAAGUGUUUGUAUGACACAAUCAAAUAUAGCAAAUGUGUUCACAUAUACAUGCAUAUAUACUGUAGUAUUAUGGUUUAAUACAGUACUAGCAUAAUAUUUUUUUUGCAUAUUUUAUGGUAGUAUUACAGUGUGUGAAUUCAGUAUUCUGAAGAAAAUCUAUGUAACACACUGCACACAGUAUUCUAUUAUAUUUUCACUGUGCCAAACAUAUGAAAUUCACUUUGGGAUCUGAGAUAUUUGCUUUACAUUGUUGUACUGUAGAAAUUCAUUGAGACUAAAUUUAUAUUUUUAGCAUGAAUAAGUAUUGAGAUAUAAAUGAAGAACUUAAAUACUUUAGAGUUUUUUUUAAAUAGUUUUGUUACUGAGAGUACUUUUCAUAUAAACAAUGGUAUUGGUUUCAGGGAGAUUUGUAGGGAAUUCCUGAAGAAUUAUGAGUUGUUUUUUUGUGGUAUAAUUUCUGAUAUGAAGAGUGUGCUAUUUUCUCAAUGCUUUAUACAUCUUGCCACUGCUCUGCAUUGGAUUGCCAUAUGUGACGUGUUAAAACUAUCUUGCCGCUAUUUACUAUACAAAAGUGUGUAACUUAUUUCUGUUUUGAAUUGUUUUACAUAUUAUCUGUUUUGUUGUGCAGCUGUUUUGUUGUGAUUUCAUACUUUAUGUACUACAAUUUCACCAAUUAACAUUGAUAAAUAAAUAAAAAAAAAAAAAAAAAGGAAAACACUUUAUCCUUCUU
Ostrea edulis (European flat oyster) is the source of this 2580-nucleotide messenger RNA. RefSeq names its product dynein regulatory complex subunit 2-like. The transcript is spliced from 10 exons. Lineage: Eukaryota; Metazoa; Mollusca; Bivalvia; Ostreida; Ostreidae. Bases 102 to 1607 code for a protein of 501 amino acids. The record is from RefSeq and is a predicted model, not a curated record. Gene Ontology annotation, cellular component: axoneme; axonemal dynein complex. Gene Ontology annotation, biological process: regulation of cilium movement; axonemal dynein complex assembly; cilium-dependent cell motility.